AUGGCCCCAAGCAGUUAUCAUAAGGUCGAUAUUCCUCAGUCCCUCACUGAAAAGGCAAUUCAAGCCUUGGAAUUGCUCGGCUAUGAUGUCCUCGAUAACGCAACAAUUGACACUUACAAGCCCGGCGAGCUGGCUCUUGUCCUUGAUAACGUUCGUGGAGUGAACGAUCACUUCUUGGGCUAUGUCAUAGCGGCGGGAAAGAAACCGGGGUACUAUGUUCGCGUAGUUGCUUCAGCAGGUUUCUGGUACUGUCAUCCGGACAAGGUCUCAGACGGUUCAAACGUUCUCAUCGUGCCCGAAGUAUGGCUGGAGGAACCGCCAAAGUACCACGACGGGACUGCGCUCAAGAUUCGAUUCGAGGCCGGGAUCGUUGAUCUCGAGCUCUACGACGUGACAAUCGAUGUGGACUCACUCGAGUAUCGCUACCAGCUGGGGGGCAGCGACGGACCGAAGCUAUCUGAGGAGGAGCUGGAGAAGAUCGUGGACAGCGUGGACGAUGCCUGA
This is a messenger RNA of Cyphellophora attinorum, 504 nucleotides long. RefSeq lists its product as uncharacterized. The record is from RefSeq and is a predicted model, not a curated record. The transcript has 2 exons. NCBI's taxonomy places the organism in Eukaryota, Fungi, Ascomycota, Eurotiomycetes, Chaetothyriales, Cyphellophoraceae. The coding region runs from base 1 to 504 and encodes 167 amino acids.